Messenger RNA from Aspergillus welwitschiae, 1659 nucleotides. Its product is annotated as putative mitochondrial 2-oxodicarboxylate carrier protein. The record is from RefSeq and is a predicted model, not a curated record. Gene Ontology annotation, biological process: transmembrane transport. Bases 96 to 1013 code for a protein of 305 amino acids. Lineage: Eukaryota; Fungi; Ascomycota; Eurotiomycetes; Eurotiales; Aspergillaceae. The transcript has 5 exons.
CUUCUUCCCUCUUUCUUCUUCUCUUUUCCCCUCCCGACUCGUCUUCCCCGUCUGUUGUUUCGUCUGCACGCCUGCUUUUUGGCCAAUUCUUCAUCAUGUCGAACAACAACACCCAGAAGCCUUUGCCCUUCGGCUACCAAUUCAUUGCCGGUGCCGUCGCCGGUGUGUCCGAGAUUCUGGUUAUGUACCCCCUGGACGUGGUCAAGACCCGAGUUCAACUCCAGAAGGGCACCGCGGUCGCCGGUGAGGAAUACUACAAUGGCAUGUUCGACUGCCUGCGCAAGAUCGUCAAGAACGAGGGCUUCUCCCGCCUGUACCGCGGUAUCUCCGCCCCCAUCCUAAUGGAAGCGCCCAAGCGUGCGACCAAAUUCGCCGCCAACGACAGCUGGGGCGCCUUCUACCGCAACCUGUUCGGCGCCGAGAAGCAGACGCAAUCGCUGGCGAUCCUGACCGGUGCGACGGCCGGAGCGACCGAGUCGUUCGUCGUCGUCCCCUUCGAGCUGGUCAAGAUCCGUCUGCAGGACCGCGCCUCGGCCGGCAAAUACAACGGCAUGCUGGACGUCGUGAAGAAGAUUGUCGCCGCGGAGGGUCCCCUCGCUAUGUACAACGGUCUGGAAUCUACGCUGUGGCGCCACAUCCUCUGGAACUCGGGUUACUUCGGCUGUAUCUUCCAGGUGCGGGCGCAGCUCCCUGCCGCGGAGCCGGGCAACAAGAGCCAGCAGACACGCAAUGAUCUGAUCGCGGGUACGAUUGGUGGUACGGCUGGUACGAUCCUCAACACGCCCAUGGAUGUCGUCAAGUCCCGCAUUCAGAACACCUCGAAGGUCCCCGGUCAAGUGCCCAAGUAUAACUGGGCUUGGCCGGCCGUCGGAACUGUCAUGAAGGAGGAAGGAUUCGCCGCUUUGUAUAAGGGAUUCUUGCCCAAGGUGCUGAGAUUGGGUCCUGGUGGUGGUAUCCUUCUGGUUGUGUUUACGGGAGUCAUGGACUUCUUUAGGAAUAUGAGGGGCGAGUAAGAUCCUACUUCCUUCUAUUUCUUGUUCCCCUUUUUGAAAAUCAGUCUUUCUUGUUUAUUUUCUAUAUUUCUACUAGAGAUAGGGAUAGAAAUAGACGGGACAAAGAAAAAGAGAGAGAGAGAUAUAGGGUUGGAAGAGGUUGUUGUUCGUUUCAUGAUGAAUUUGAAAGUAGUAUUCCCCCUUUUUUUUCACUUCGAUUUCUGCUUGUUCCAUAGUAGAUACUGGCAUAUAUUGGAUGCUACUAGACUCGCACUAUCCUGGUACUAUAUAUGCAUGCAGGGUGGAUAGCUGUAUGCACAAUAGGAAUAAGCAAGUAGAAAUGAAGGGAAAAAAAAUGCAUGUGACGUGUCUGUCUAUGUAUGUAUGGACCCAUCCAAUGGAUCCAGCCCGAUCUCACCAGGAUUCAUGGUACCUACAGUAGUCGGGCAAUCAUCGUCCGGAGACACUGCAUGAGGGCGGGCGCUACGACAGACAUCAGACACCCUUGGGCUAUCAUUUGCUGGUCCGGCUCUUAGGAAAUGGGGUCUAGAACACUUCAUGUGCCUGUUCGUAGCGUGCAGGACACGUGUUGAUCCAUCUACUACUUUAUCCUUAGUUUUUUAUUGUUUGUGGCAGGGCCAAUGGUUGCAGAGACUUCCGUUGUAAC